Galendromus occidentalis (western predatory mite) is the source of this 1597-nucleotide messenger RNA. It is a transcript of the gene Nnp-1, whose product is annotated as Ribosomal RNA processing protein 1 homolog Nnp-1. The transcript has 7 exons. Gene Ontology annotation, cellular component: preribosome, small subunit precursor; nucleus. NCBI's taxonomy places the organism in Eukaryota, Metazoa, Arthropoda, Arachnida, Mesostigmata, Phytoseiidae. Gene Ontology annotation, biological process: rRNA processing. The record is from RefSeq and is a predicted model, not a curated record. The coding region runs from base 237 to 1577 and encodes 446 amino acids.
GGAGCCGCUCGUGUCUCGCGUAUCGGCGCAGCACGUGUUGAUUCUGUCCAGACUUCUUGUGCUUGUGGGAAACGUUCCGAAGAUGAGAACGGCGGAAACUGGUGGUGACUCUCCUUUCUCUGUCUGCGGAAGAUAAGUUCGAGUCUCAAGGUAACGUGUCUGUGCGUCGUUCACCACCGACAGAGCAAAACGCACACGAUCGAAUUCAGAGGAAAUUGGACGACACUACGUCGAGAAUGUCGUCAGAAGAACUCCGCUUCGCUCAACAUCUCGCCUCAAAUGAUCGCAAAACGCGCGACAAGACUCUCGUGAGACUUCGAAAAUGGAUCCAUCUGCGAUCACAGAAGGAAACUGACGAAUUCAACAAGGACGGGAUGAUAAAGCUGUGGAAGGGCUUAUUCUAUUCGAUGUGGAUGGCCGACAAACCUCUGAUACAGGAGGAACUCGCGGACAGCAUUUCCAGUUUGAUCCAUGCAUUCUCCAAACCAUCACAGAUCUACGUUUUUGUGGGAUGCUUCUUCAAGAUCAUGGGGGAGAAACACGAUCACAUCGACAAGUUCCGCAUAGACAAGUUCUUGAUGCUGACCCGGAGAUUCUUCAGAGAAUCGUUGAAGUAUUUGAAAAACCGUGACUGGCAACACAAACACGUGCAGAAAUACCUCGAGACUCUGCGGGAGAGCGUGCUCGCCCGGAGACAUGAUGCUUCCCAGGUCGCCUUGGGUUUCAAACUCCAUUUCUUCGACAUAUUCCUCGAAGAAAUGGCACGGAUCGGUGAGGGAGAACUGCCGCGUAAACGUGCCCACAACUUCUUGGAACCUUUCUACGAGAUCUUGGCGUACUGCAAUAGUCCGAUGGUGGUGGAGGGUGUUCGGGACAAAAUCUUCCAUGAGCUCAUAAAGCUGAGCUUCGGCGCACGCACAGAAGGAGACUCGGAGGGCGAGGAUGCCGAAGGUUUCUUUGAUGACGAGCCCGAAGUUGACGACGAAGCUUUGGACUCGGACACCGGUGAGGUAGCCGGACCAGUCAGCGAGGAUGAAGAUGAAGACAAGUUGGCGAAGCGUAGGAGAUCAGAUGAGGGUUUCAUCGCGGACGAACCCGUCGCGGGCGACGCCGAUGGAGCGAGCGAGGACGAUGGGGAUCUAGAGGAACAAUUGAUACGUGAGCGGGAAGACGCCGCCGAAGUCAUCCUCCUCCCCAUUGAUUUCGACCUCUCUGCCAUAAAAGAGUCGCUGAUGGAGUUCCUGAAAGUUCCUUCGCUCAAAGGACUCAAUAAGCGAACGCUCCACAACAUUGUCAAGAAGAUUAUCGACCUUGAGAACGGCGUGAAUCCGUUCGCCGCACCCGAGGAAGAUAGCGGCUCUGAUCUCGAACUGGACGAGAAUGAACUCAGACUGGCGGCUAAAAGAUUGAAGCUUCUGGAGAAGAAGUACGCGGACGAGGCCGAGAAUUUCCUCCUGCCCGAUAAAGAGGAGCAAGAGGAGGACGACGUCGACGAUUUUGAGAUCGAUGGUGGAGAAGACGAUCUCGAAGAGCUCGAGAAACCAAUUGUGGGGAAGAAGAGAAAGAGUCGGAAAUAAAUCCGCUAAGUGAGAAGAAU